GCGACAAAUUUUAUGCAGUUUUAAGUUAUAAUUGUGAAACCUAUAGACAUUUUUGUACAACCUGCUGUUUAAACCACUAUUAGUAACUUAUGCUAGCUGGUGGUGGUGGUUUUAUAUUUUUUUUGGUUGAAAAAAACAUUUAAUCUUGAGGAAAUUGCGUACAGUUCCUUUUAAUUUUGAGUAAUGUUCUAUCCAAAAGGUAAAAGGCUAACUGUUACUGAUGAUGGUAUCCAGCCACCAGGUUGCAAUUCCAGUUUGGAGGUUCGCAGCAUAAACCUGCUUGAGAACCAGAUGUGUGUUUUUGCAGAUGUCACCCACAGUAGCAGCACUUAACAGUGUAAGUGAUGCCUCACAGCCAUGUGACCUUCCCGUUUCACUCCCGACACACGGGCCAUCACAUGAACUUCCUGUUAUGCUGGUCUAGUGACUGUCGUGAUCUGUAAUCAUUCCAAUUUCCCCCAUUGUCCCCUCUGACUGCUGUUGGCAAUGUAGCUGUCUUGACAAAUGAUACUCAUGUGACAUCUCUGCUUGUCUCACAUGCGCCUAAACCAUGACCAAGUAACCGAGUGGGGAAAACUGUUCCACUCAUGCUUGAACUCUGGACAACUUUCACACACAGACCAGCCUCUAUGGAAGAACUGGAGCCAGAAGAGCAGUUCCUGCGCUACGCCAGGAAUGGAGAUGUAGCCAGCAUUCAGAGGCUCCUUGUGUCCAAAAUCAAGGGGGAGAUGCAGUUUGACAUCAACUGUAAAGGUAAGAGUAAGUCUAACCUGGGGUGGACACCUCUUCACUUAGCCUCCUAUUUCGGACACACCAACGUAGUGGAGGAGUUACUGAAGGUAGGAGCAGAUGUCAACUUGCCAAACAACAUUGGCGAUACUCCUCUGCACAAAGCUGCCUUCACGGGUAGAAAGGAGGUUGUCAUGCUGCUGCUGCACUAUGAUGCAUGCCCUACUGUCAUCAAUGGGACGGCUCAGAUUCCCAAAGAUGUCACUCAAAGUGCAGAGAUCAGAAGCAUGCUAGAAGCGGCUGAGAGGACAGAGGAGAGGAAACAGGAGGAGCAACUUCUAGAAGCUGCACGAGAAGGAGAUAUAGUAACUCUAACUCAGCUGCUGAACAAGAAGAAGGCGCCCGACAUCCAGUGCACAGACCUGCUGGGUAACACUCCGCUGCACUGUGCAGCCUAUCGAGGCCAGAAGCAGUGUGCUGCCAAACUGCUGAGGGGUGGCGCUUGUCCCAAUGUCCAGAACAAGAAUGGCCAGACCACGUUGGACCUGGCCAGCGAUGGCGCCAUGAAGCAGCUGCUGGAGGGCGACUUUCACAGGGGAUUGAGCCGCCACGUUAAGAAGUUUGAGGGACUCCUCUGGAAGAGCUCCAGAUUUUUUGGCUGGCGCUCCUACUGGGUCAUCCUGCAGGAUGGGGUUUUGUCUUGGUACUCGAAACAGUCUGAUGCAGCUGCCAAUGUCAGACGACAAGGCUGCAAGUCCCUCACUCACGCUCACUGUCUGAUCCGAGACAAAGAUAACUGCAUCUUCACCCUAAAGUGCUUCGAUGACAGCGUCCAUUACUUCAAAGUAUCACCUAAAAUUGAGCCCGAGGUGACAAGAAAAGCAUGGCUGGAUGCUGUGGAGGAGCACUCAGCCUUCAGCACUCACUACUGCUCCCAGGAGCAAGGCAGCGAGGAGGAGGAGGAGGAGGAAGGCCUUUCACUGGGGCAGCUAGCUGACUCACUGCAGGCUGCGGAGGCGAGCCACAAGAGGCUGGAUCAGGAAGUGUCAGCUUUACUGUCCAUGAUGAAGAGCGACGGCGGCCUGGAAGAAAGGUUUCCGUCCACCAUAUUGCAGAAACUUCAGGAAAUCUGCAAGCUGUCAAGUGAGACCAGUUCCAACCUUGGCGUCUGUCUUGGACUCUUCUCCAAAAAGGAAGUGGUGCGUAGCAUGAAAUUGGAGCUGGAGGUAGAGAAGAAUAAGAUCCUCUCUGAAGCGCUGCAGACACUGGCCACCGAGCACCACGAGUUGGAGCAGUCCGUCGUCAAGGGAUCGUCACAACGAAGCGUACUCAGCGACGAUGAAUUCCAUGAUGCAGUUUCUGAGUCAGAGUCUGAGCUCUCCUUGAGCGGCUUUGAGACGGUAGCCAGCCACUCCUGGGAGGAGGACGAGGAAGGCUCCGUCAUGUUCGGCAGCCAUUGCAGCAGCCACCCUGACAGCAUGUCGCACGCCGAUCACCAUGACAACAAGGACGAGACUCAACCCAACGGGAUCACCAAGUAUAGGAGCAGCUUACCUGCACCAAUGUUUUCAAGAAAUGACUUCAGCAUUUGGAGCAUACUAAGAAACUGCAUCGGAAUGGAGCUUUCCAAAAUUACCAUGCCGGUGAUCUUCAAUGAGCCGCUCAGCUUUCUGCAGCGUCUGACCGAGUACAUGGAGCACACGUACCUCAUCCACCAGGCCAACAGCUCCUCUGACUCCAUUGACAGGAUGAAGUGCGUAGCAGCCUUCGCCGUGUCCGCUGUGGCGUCCCAGUGGGAGAGGACGGGCAAGCCCUUCAACCCACUGCUGGGAGAAACCUAUGAACUGGUCAGGGAGGAUCUGGGCUUCCGGCUCAUAUCGGAGCAAGUUAGCCACCAUCCUCCUGUCAGCGCCUUUCACGCCGAGGGCCUCCAGCAUGACUUUGUAUUCCAUGGGUCCAUCUACCCCAAACUCAAGUUUUGGGGCAAGAGUGUGGAAGCAGAGCCUAAAGGAGCCAUCACGCUGGAGCUGCCCAGGCAUAAUGAAGCGUACACAUGGACCAAUCCCACUUGCUGUGUUCACAACAUCAUUGUGGGCCAGCUGUGGAUUGAGCAGUAUGGAAGUGUGGAGGUGAUAAACCACAGAACUGGUGAAAAAUGCUGCCUGAAUUUCAAACCAUGUGGCCUUUUUGGCAAAGAACUGCACAAGGUUGAAGGGUACAUUCUGGAUAAAAGCAAAAAGAAGCUGUCUGCACUCUACGGCAAGUGGACCGAGUGCCUGUAUGUCGUCGAUCCCGCCGCCAUGGAGGCUCACAGGAAGAACGACAGGAAAGGAGCAGAGGGCAAAAACAAAAAGGGCAGCGGUGAGGACGUUCCUUCUCAAGCUUGCGACAGCGUGGAGGUGAUUCCUGGCAGCCAGCUACUGUGGAGGAUUGCCCCCAGGCCGGCCACCUCGGCCCAGAUGUAUAGCUUCACUUCAUUCGCCAUGCAGCUGAACGAGCUGCACACGGACAUGGAGCGCGUCAUUCCUCACACCGACAGCAGGAGGAGGCCCGACAUUCGAGCCAUGGAGAACGGGGACAUCGACCUCGCCAGUGAGGAGAAAAAGAGACUGGAGGAGAAGCAGAGGGCCGCUCGCAAGAACCGUUCCAAAUUGGACGAAGAGUGGAAGACGAGGAGUCCCGUGCUUGGCCCAAGGUGGUUUCAGCAGGGCUCCAACCCUCACACCAGAUCCCAGGACUGGCUCUUUACUGGUGGAUACUGGGACAGGGAGUACGCUCAUCUACCAGACAUUUACUAGCAACCACUAUAGCCUCCAUUCUACACACAAGAACAAUAUGCAAACUUUUAACUGUGGCCUUCAACUACUUUUCAAUCAUGUAUUUACUGUGAAAACAAAUGUUCAUAGUGGACUUUUAGCUCGCUCUGUUUGUGUUUGUAUGGUUUUAGUGUGCUACUUUAUCAUUUUAAACAUUCAUAGGUGUUUGUUUUUUUGUCUGCAUGUAAACACACUUUCAACCACCAACAACAGAAAAAAAACCUACAAAUCACAUCUUUUCCUAGGCGGGUAGUUAAAUUGUACCUCUGACGAUAUCAAUGAAACUUGCCUGUUACAACUGAAGACAUCAGGCUCAGCCCGCCACCUCCUGGACAGAAGUAAAAAUGCAGCUAAAAGCAAAAUCUAUUUUGUGGUUUUAGUUGAUGUAGAACUGCAGUGCAUCAUAUUUCAUCCUUCUGUUGUAUACUGAAACAAACACCACGAUGAUGCAGUGUGGUUCAUCAAUCACAACCACAAUCAAAAUAUUAAAUAGCAAUAUGUGUUAUCACUAUUAUUAGUGUAAUAUAAUAAUUAUUCUUAUCAUUAUUACAGAUACUGUGUGUAUAUUGAUUACAGAAAACACAUUGUUUUUAUUGCAAAAGAAAGUGGACUUUUUCAACUCAAUCAGGCAUACAUCCAUAUUUUUUAUUCAUGGUUGCAUCGUUGCAUUUCAUGGGAAAGUGUCUUCCAAUUUUUAAGGACAUUCCUCUGCAAAUGAUUCCUGUUAGGACCAAAUGCAAUUGUUGAAUCAAUAUUGGACUAGUAGUAGUAGUAGUAGUAGUAGUAGUAGUAGAACGCUGACUACACAUCCUCCUCAUGGUGCAGGGCAUCUGCUGAUGUUAACAUGGCCGACCACCCUCGCCCUUGUCUCCAAUGCAACACGCCUGCCGUUAAGCGCCACAUUUCGCAAGCAGCCCACAAACGGGGAUGCCACAGCGGCACCUUCGGCCUGUUCGGCUCCUGAAACAAACACAAAAAAAGAAAGCAAAGAUUUUAUUAUUAUUUUUAAAAAGCUCUUGUCUUUGGGAGACACCAUAGGAUUGUUGGGAUACCUCCAAUGUAAAGGGCUUCCAGUAUCGAGGGGUAGGAGGUGGACACGUCAGGUCCCGCCUUCUUUUUAGAUGUGGAGUCCACCGUUAGCCUGAUAACUCGUUUGUGUUUGGAAACUGAGCACAAAGAAGAAAAUGAAAUGUGUAAUUAUUUACAGAUCAAAGUCAUUUUAUUUAUGUCGUCUUGAGCUCUCCUCCUGCCAGUUAGUAAUGAUAACCACCAACUUGCACUGCAACAUUAACAUUCCUUCACUUCUCAAAUCUUUGUAAUAAAGUUAAUAACACAGUGGAACCUUGAAA
Dunckerocampus dactyliophorus (ringed pipefish) is the source of this 4894-nucleotide messenger RNA. It is a transcript of the gene osbpl1a, whose product is annotated as oxysterol binding protein-like 1A. Gene Ontology annotation, cellular component: cytosol; intracellular membrane-bounded organelle; membrane. The record is from RefSeq and is a predicted model, not a curated record. NCBI's taxonomy places the organism in Eukaryota, Metazoa, Chordata, Actinopteri, Syngnathiformes, Syngnathidae. Gene Ontology annotation, molecular function: protein binding; cholesterol binding. The coding region runs from base 588 to 3527 and encodes 979 amino acids. The transcript has 29 exons.